This is a messenger RNA of Aureobasidium melanogenum CBS 110374, 1626 nucleotides long. RefSeq lists its product as uncharacterized. Lineage: Eukaryota; Fungi; Ascomycota; Dothideomycetes; Dothideales; Saccotheciaceae. Gene Ontology annotation, biological process: regulation of DNA-templated transcription. The coding region runs from base 1 to 1626 and encodes 541 amino acids. Gene Ontology annotation, molecular function: DNA-binding transcription factor activity; sequence-specific DNA binding. The transcript is spliced from 5 exons. The record is from RefSeq and is a predicted model, not a curated record.
AUGCAAUCUGCCAACUCUGUGGACCAAGACAGUCAAUCCAACCUGCGAAAUGGAACCGUCGGUCAACACGCAGUCGGCGCUGCCGCAGCGGCUCAACAGCCCAAAGCCAUCAGUGCAGCUUUCAUCCAUAAACUAUACAGCAUGCUCGAAGACCAGAGUAUACAGCAUUUGAUUUCGUGGUCCAGCACAAACGAAAGCUUUGUCAUGUCACCUUCAACUGAAUUUUCCAAAGUACUAGCGUCAUACUUCAAGCAUACAAACAUUUCCUCAUUCGUCCGUCAAUUAAACAUGUACGGAUUUCAUAAAGUCAGCGACGUUUUUCAUACAGGAUCUCCCGAUUCACCUCUAUGGGAGUUCAAACAUGGCGCCAAUAAUUUCAGAAGGGGCGAUCUGAACGGCCUGAGGGACAUCAAACGCCGAGCUUCAAGGCAUACUUUAAUACAUCGUGAUUCAUUCUCGAAUGCGACACCCAAAAUGACGCUUCAGCCACCGCCGCCACCUCCUCCUGGCGCACCAAUGGAGCCUCCAAUGCCGGAUCCUGUCGAGGCUCGGCUUAGCAUGCUGGAGUUCAACCUCCAGGACGUGUACGCGAGGUUGGCAAGAUCAGAAGAUGCAUAUGCCAAUCUCAGCGCCAAAUGCCAGGUGUUGUCCGAGGGAUUGGCAAGAUGUCAUUACUGGAGCGGAGAGCUGUCUUCUCAGCUGCUGGGAAUGGUACCUGAUCCGGAGAAUGCCAUUCACAGAGAUGUGUCCGCCUUACGCGCCGAGAUCAACAGGAACGCGGAUAUUCUAAGGUCACACGAAGUGCCUCACGAGAACUUGCAGCCAACUCGUCCCCCGUACAUGACUGCUCCUUCUUACGAUCAUGGCGCUCCUGUUUCCCCCCGUCAGCAAGCAAUGGAUGCUUCUCGCAGACCCUCGUUGCAACCGACUUCUCGCACUUCUUCCUUCAGAGCACCCAUGCCACCCCAUAUGACAGCAUCACCUCAUAGAUUUGGUUCCCUCAGUGGCCCCUCUGGUCCACCAUCGCCUUCGUCUAGGCAGCCUGCACCACCGCCACCUCCGCCGCCAACUUAUUCCACGCUUCCACCUCCACCGGCACCAGCGCCUGCAGGCCAGCCAUCCUUGCAGCAUCGCCCAGCAUCUCCUCCCAUGAACCUUUCCCGACGCCAUACUUCUGCCGACAUUAGACUACAAGGAUGGAACGGUCCGCCUCAUGCAAUUCCUCCACCGCCUCCGCCACCUGCGCACGGAACCUCACCUUACUCGACAGGAGGGCAGAGCUCUGCAGCAUGGCCCACGUCUCCUUUCCGCCAGGCCAACAAUGAAGGUCAGCAGAUCAGGGAUACUCUGGCGCAAUACGAGCUGCCACGCGCGACAUCUAGACUCGGCUCCCGACAGACUACACCUCCCGAGCCCCCAUCGUACGCCAACAACAGUAGCGAAGCCGGAUGGCAACUCCCUGGGCCAAAGUUCUCGUUCAAAGGUGUUGAGGCUUCAGCGCCCGGGACUCGCCGAAGUAGUAUGGCUAGCAAUGUGCACUCCCUACUCAACCCCACAGCGGAUUCGAAUCAUGAGCGAGAUGCAGAAGACGGGCCCGAAGACAGAAAGCGCAAGAGACUAGGAUAG